AUGAAACCUAUUUCGUAUCGUCCUGCGUUUUCGCUAUUCUGUGCAUCCCUUGUCCUCCUUAGUCUAUGGAUCAACUCUGAAAAGAUUCUGGGCCUAAGGAUUGUGCUUGUCAGCCAAUAUAACACGCUUGUUACCAUACUCCUUCCCUCAUUACAGACUUCGGAUCCAGACAGCACUCUAUGUCCUCAAGUUGAACCUCUAUUUCCCACUGCUCAUGCCGAGUUGAGCAAGCGACUUGACACCAUGUACUUUUCUGAAACAUUCAAAUCUUCAUCGUACCAACUUCUUGGUGCUUCUGUCCAAAUCCCAACAGAAUCAUACGAUGAUCUUCUCCCGGUUGGGCAGGACGAUCGUUGGGAUGUCUUCAAGACCUUUAAUAUAUACUUGGAAGGCGCAUUUCCUCUCAUAUAUUCCACUCUCAAGGUCAUAACUGUCAACACAUAUGGUCUUGUGCUCCAUUGGCAGGGCUCCGACGCUACAUUGAAGCCUCUGCUACUCACAGCGCACCAAGAUGUGGUCCCGGUGGAUUGGUCAAAUGAGGAUAAAUGGGUACAUCCGCCAUACUCCGGCAGUUACGACGGAACAUGGAUUUGGGGUAGAGGCAGCGUAGAUGAUAAGGCAGAUCUUAUAGCCCAGCUAAUCACUGUCAAUUCAUUAUUAGAAGCCGGCUUCCAACCUCGACGCACAGUUGUCCUUGCUUUCGGGUUUGACGAAGAAGCUUCAGGAACUGAGGGUGCCGAAAAACUUGCUGCCUUUCUCGAAGAAAGGUAUGGUAAAAAUGCAUUUGCAAUGAUAUUGGACGAAGGAGAAGGAUACGCCGAGAACGUCAAAAAAGGGACGAUAUUUGCGCUUCCUGGUGUAUCAGAAAAGGGAUAUUUCGAUGCGAGCAUCGAAAUUCUAGCUCCAGGAGGUCAUUCAAGUAUUCCGCCUGAACACACAAGCAUUGGCUUGUUGUCUCUUCUCAUUGUUUCGCUCGAAGCAAAUCCGCAUCUUCCCCGUCUAACCCGGAACGGGACCGCGUUUGCUGCAGCGAAAUGCGCCGUAGAACACGCGCCCGAAGGAAGCUUCCCGCACAGUAUGAAAGACUUAGCUCGACGUGCAAUGAAUGCCCACGACGAAAGUGCUCUUGAAAUUUUUUCCAAGGCUUUAUUCAGUUCUGUACCCUUCUUCGAUGUAUUAUCCCACACGACACAAGCGGUAGAUCUAAUAACAGGAGGCAUCAAAACUAAUGUGUUACCUGAAAGGGCUGGAGCUGUUGUCAAUCAUAGAAUAGCAGAACAUAGUUCCACCUUGGAAGUCAAGAAUCACAUCAAGGACCUUGUGCUUCCUUUCGCAACUCGAUACAAUUUAUCAGUCCAGGCCUUCGGAGAGGAUAUCCACUGCGGUCAUAAGAUAUCCAGACUUGGGAAGAUAGUCCUCUCAGACGCAUUCUAUUCUGCACUGGAACCUUCUCCUAUCACGCCUAUCGCAGAUAACCAUCUAUACGACGUAUUAUCUGGCACAAUCAAGGCAACGCUACAGAGUUCUUCAAGAUAUGAAGCGGAUGGUGUAGUCGUCAGCCCAUCGUUGGGAUUAGGGUUGGCUGACCUUGAUUUUGUAGAUACACGCUUCUACUGGAAUCUCACGGAGAACAUCUUCCGCUACUCCCACCGUGGCGAUCGAGAUGACGUGUAUAAUGGGAUGCAUACUAUCAACGAGGCUCUUCGAGGUGAUGCUUUCAUCGAAGAGAUACGAUUCUUUACAAUGUUGAUACUGAAUGUGGAUGAAAGUCAUUAA
Messenger RNA from Lentinula edodes (shiitake mushroom), 1776 nucleotides. Its product is annotated as carboxypeptidase S. Gene Ontology annotation, molecular function: metallocarboxypeptidase activity. NCBI's taxonomy places the organism in Eukaryota, Fungi, Basidiomycota, Agaricomycetes, Agaricales, Omphalotaceae. Bases 1 to 1776 code for a protein of 591 amino acids. Gene Ontology annotation, cellular component: fungal-type vacuole lumen. The transcript is spliced from 12 exons. The record is from RefSeq and is a predicted model, not a curated record.